AUGUCUGCCACGCUCCCGUUCCAGUCGACCAGCUCUGCAGCCAAGGGCAAGGCCAAGGAGGACGACGCCCCAGUCGCUUUCGAGCUCCCCUGGGUCGAGAAGCACCGCCCCCGCACCCUCGACGACAUUGUCGGCAACACCGAGACCAUCGAGCGCCUCAAGGUCAUCGCCCGCGACGGCAACUGCCCCCACAUCAUCAUCUCGGGUUCGCCCGGAAUCGGCAAGACGACGAGCAUCCUCGCCCUCGCGAGGGCCCUGCUCGGCGACAACUACAAGGAGGGUGUCCUCGAGCUCAACGCGUCCGAUGAGCGCGGCAUCGACGUCGUGCGCAACCGCAUCAAGACGUUUGCGCAGAAGAAGGUGACGCUCCCCAUCGGGCGCCACAAGCUCAUCAUCCUCGACGAGGCCGACUCGAUGACGACGGGCGCGCAGCAGGCCCUGCGCCGCACCAUGGAGCUGUACAGCAACACGACCAGGUUCGCGCUCGCGUGCAACCAGAGCAACAAGAUCAUCGAGCCGAUCCAGUCGCGGUGCGCCAUCCUGCGGUACGCGCGCCUGAGCGACAAGGAGCUCCUCAAGCGCCUCAUGGAGAUCUGCGAGCUCGAAAAGGUGCCGUACAACGAGGGCGGCCUCACGGCGCUCGUCUUUACGUCCGAGGGCGACAUGCGCCAGGCGGUCAACAACCUCCAGUCGACGUUUUCGGGCUUCAGCUUUGUCGGCGCCGACGAGGUCUUCAAGGUGUGCGACCAGCCGCACCCGGUCAAGGUGCAGGCCCUCAUCAAGGACUGCGCAAAGGGCCGCGUCGACCCGGCCAUGGACGCGCUCGGCGAGCUGUGGGACAAGGGCUACUCGGCCGUCGACAUUGUCACGACCCUGUUUCGCGUCGUCAAGAACAUGGACGGCCUGCACGAGUACGUCAAGCUCGAGUUUAUCCGGGAGAUCGGCUUUGCCCACAUGCGCAUCCUCGAGGGCGUGUCGACCGUCGUCCAGCUCGGCGGCCUCGUCGCGCGCCUGUGCAAGCUCGGCAUGAAGCCCGAGCUCUUUGUCGUGCCCAAGGCGUGAGGAGCGUGGGGCAGACGUGGGUUGGUUGGGAGGAGGAGGAGCGAGCGAGCGAGGCACGAGGGGGACGAGGCGCAGCUUGUACAGGUGCUUGAGGACGACGCUGCAGCGCAGCUUUUACACUCUC
Rhodotorula graminis WP1 is the source of this 1186-nucleotide messenger RNA. RefSeq lists its product as uncharacterized. Gene Ontology annotation, biological process: DNA-templated DNA replication; DNA repair. The transcript is spliced from 7 exons. Gene Ontology annotation, cellular component: nucleus; DNA replication factor C complex; Rad17 RFC-like complex. The record is from RefSeq and is a predicted model, not a curated record. Gene Ontology annotation, molecular function: DNA binding; ATP binding; ATP hydrolysis activity. Bases 1 to 1062 code for a protein of 353 amino acids. NCBI's taxonomy places the organism in Eukaryota, Fungi, Basidiomycota, Microbotryomycetes, Sporidiobolales, Sporidiobolaceae.